Messenger RNA from Ilex paraguariensis (yerba mate), 492 nucleotides. The record is from the annotation of a GenBank genome assembly. Lineage: Eukaryota; Viridiplantae; Streptophyta; Magnoliopsida; Aquifoliales; Aquifoliaceae.
AUGAUGACAAAAUUUUUUGCUUAUAGAACUGUUGCAGAGGCUUUUAAGCAUAAUUACACCAUCAACAGCAGGAUGAGUGACGACAUUUUUGGUGGACAGAUAUUGGCUGACAAGCUGUCUAAACUCAACAGUUCUCAACAGAGCAUAGAAUCGUUAUCCCGUUGGUGCAUUUCUUACCGGAAGAAAGCCAAACAAAUAGUCGAAACAUGGGAUAAGUUGUUCAAAUCUGCACAGCGAGAGCAGCGAGUUUCAUUUUUGUAUUUGGCCAAUGACAUUUUGCAAAAUAGUAGGCGAAAAGGCAGUGAGUUUGUGAAUGAAUUUUGGAAGGUCCUUCCUGCAUCUCUCAAGCAUGUUUAUGAAAAUGGUGAUGAAAAUGGAAAGAAAGCAGCCUCCAGACUGGUAAUGUCUUAUCCACGAAGAAUGUUUAUCCUUUGCGGUAUACCACUGUGUAGAAAAUUGAGAGAGUGGAAGUUAUUCUCUGUGCUAAAAUAA